Molecule: messenger RNA, 1170 nt
Organism: Aspergillus brunneoviolaceus CBS 621.78
Lineage: Eukaryota; Fungi; Ascomycota; Eurotiomycetes; Eurotiales; Aspergillaceae
Exons: 2
Coding region: 1-1170 (389 amino acids)
Source: RefSeq, a predicted model, not a curated record
AUGGAGCUCCUCCCUACGGAGAUCAUGGACCAGAUCCUCUCCUUCGUGGUGGAGCUCUUCUCGCCGAAGCCUUCUUACCGCAUGCCUUGCCUGAGAGAAGGCAAACCAAAACACGUUCUCGCAACAACUACUACAGCCAAGCGUCAACUGGCCGCAUUACGUCUCACCGGCCGAGUCUUCUAUCGCAGUGCCUCAGUCUUACUCUUCCAGGCCCUUACCGUGGGAGGUCAUAGUCCAGAUUCUCUGGAGCGCCUCGAACGUCUAUCACACAGCCCCCAGGCCGCUUGUGUUCGGCACCUCAGUUUCGCAUUUUAUCACCCGGAGCUCUAUACGCAAUCCAAAUCUGCGAACCUUGCCGACGACGUUCGAUAUCUCCAACAGCUACAACAGGGCUUCAAUGAUUGUCUUCCCCGGUUUCCGGGUCUGCGAGAGAUCGUGUUCGCCCAGCCCUGUUGCGACCCUGCGCCAUGUGAUAGAGACCGAUAUCUUGACAUAGUCGCCAGGACUUUGCGCGACGUCGAGCUCCCCAGUCUGUCCGAGGUUCACCUCCACCUCGAGCACGCGCACUCCUUGCGGCAUAUCCUCGACGCCAUCUCCUCCUCAUUACAGCCCCAUACCAACGACAAUCUGCCGCGUCUCCGACACCUCGUGUUGUAUGCGCCCGCCCUCAACUACGACACUAUAGCGCAAGGAUCGCCUGAUCCUGAGGCUGCUGCUGCUGCUGCAACCCAGUCUCAUGCAGCUCGGGUGCUCCCUCUGUUGGGGCUCGCCCCUAAUCUCGAGACACUGACUCUCACAACGUGGGUUAUAGGCCUUGACACAUUUGUCCUUCCAUCGCUGCGCCUCCGCGCUCUUUGUCUGCUUGGCGUCGAAAUUCCCUCGAAAUGCCUGCUUCGCUUCCUGGAGGCUCUUCAUGAUACACUCCGAUCCAUUUCCUUCACCCACGUCCGCCUGCGCUCGGGAACCUGGGCCACGGUCCUAACCGGUAUGUGCUCUCUCCCGUACCUGCUUCAAUUAAACCUUGAGUGCAACGGGUAUUCGCCGAGCCGGGCGGGCUUUUCUCUGUUCCAUCACAUGAACGGGCUGGUCAUCACGUCGCCUUACGACCUGCCUGCACUCGGGGCGCUCUAUCGUCACAUCAGCCGCAACAGAACCGCUGCGGGACGGUAG